GGGAAAUAUUGGUGUCGCUGACUGAUGACGUGCUCGUAGGAACUCGCCAUGGCGGCUCAUGCAAGCGAGCUCGAGAUUGCAAAGAAGAAUUUAACUGAUGCUAUUGGCGAUAAUGUCAAACACUACUGGGCAAACCUCAAGCUGUGGUUCAAACAAAAAAUCAGCAAGGAGGAGUUUGACAUUGAGGCUCGUCGUCUGUUGCCACAGGAGAACGUCCAUGUUCACAACGACUUCCUCCUGGCCAUUCUCACACGCUGCCAAAUAAUUGUUUCCACACCAGAAGGUGCAGGGCCAUUACAGUGGCAGGGUAGCUCCGCUUCAAAGCUUGGAAAACCAAAGGGGAAGAAGAAAUGUUCCUCCAGACAAAAGUUUGAUCAUCGUUUCCAGCCACAGAACCCUCUGAGCGCCGCCCAGCCUUUCAGCCCUCGGGAGGUGGGAGGUGAGGAGGAGGAGCUGCGUCUAAGUGCCCAUACUCUGCUGUUGCCCACGCGGGGCCAGCUGGAAGCCCGCAUGAUGGUGACUGCCUUUGAGCUGGGCCUGGAUAACAUCACAGACGAUGCCGUCAGCAGCACGAUCAACGCUGUUGAGCACCACUUGAAAGACGUCCUAACUGCUGUCAUCAGCCGGCGGAAGGCUUAUAGGUUACGAGAUGGUCGCUUCCCAUACGCCUUUGGCAGUGAUGUCACACCGCAGCCGUAUCUGAAAAACAGCCUGGCUGCUUACCACAGUGUUACUGAAUGUCCCCCGCCAAGUGCUUCCCUCGGCUCUGGCCCACCACCUCAAGUGUCACCGGAUGAGGCGGAGCAACAAGCUGUUCACUUGUUGGCUUGUUCCUCUGACACUCUCCCCGCUCCCCUCCCUCCAAUCAACAUGUUUGAUCUCCUGGAGGCUUUACAGGUUCACCACGGUGUGAUGCCCUCCCACACUAUGUAUGCCCUGAACAUGGAGCGCAUUCUGUCACGGCUCUGGCACCCCAGCCACGAAGAACUCGAGCAGGACCAAGUACACCGGCAGCGCCUCGCUGCCAAAGAGGGCGUGCUCGUCAGCUGAGAACCACUAACGCUGGACUGUAUAUGAACCAAACACAAAUAUAAUACCCAUCAUGGAAAUAGAUUGGGACCCAUGUUUCUAUAAAAACUGAAUUCCCUUUUCAUAAUACCUGGAAAAUCACAUCCCUGUUGCACAAAGAGGAAAGCAUGAGUGGAGCAAGAUGAAACAUCAAUGUUGGACAGUGGACACAUGAGUGGGACCUGCACUCCAGCCAACAGCUGGAAUAUUGUUGUUGUCUGUUCGGUCAUUUUGGCCGUCAACCAACCAUCACAUCCUUUGGAACGUUAUUUAGUAAGAACCCUGUUUGUUGGUAAAAUAUUGAAAGAGUUUUUAAUUUGAGGAGAUACCAGCAGAUAAAGUACUGGACAGAAAAAGUAAGUUUCUAUUGGGUCAGGUUUCACCACUGUGUGAAUGUUUUGGAGUCGGAUAUACAACACAACUAUUAAAAUAUGUCCUACAAACACAGAACUGUGUAUCUAAUAAUGUAGCAUUGUGUACAUGUAUAGGUCUCAACAAUAUGCACUUUUUUGUUUAAAGCCCUGUACAUUACACAUCGGUGUUCACUUAAUCUGGCUCAUUAGGCCACAUGUCAGGCUGAAGUUGGGGGCAGUGUGGAGGUCAUCUAAACUUAAAUCCCGAAUAAAAAUUCUAAAGAUGGAAAUUUGUAACCCUUAACGGGUAAAACGAUGUCUGUCAGCAGAGCAUCCUUAGAGGACUUAUCAAGCAAUAAGUGAAAACACCUGUGUGGGUUUAUGGCGGGUGUAGGAUCCUUAAAAUGUGCCAGACAGCUGCCUCCCGUAUCAUCACGCCCCUCAUGAACAUACCUUGAAACUCCUAAUUCCUGAAGCAUUUACUGCUUUGUGUCUAGUUUAAAGACCAGCAGUCAGUGUUGGUGGUCCACAAUGUGUGUAAGCUAAAGUUUUCAUGUCUCAGUGCUCUUGAGUGUUUGUGUAGCAUUUAUUUCAGGUGGACUGUAUACAUUUGUAAUUUUUUUUUUCUUUCUUUUUUUUCUUCUACACAACUUGUUUUAUAAUUUCUAUUCCAGACUGUAGUUUCGUAAAAUAAAUUGUGGAAAGUGUUCAAGCUCA
Cyclopterus lumpus (lumpfish) is the source of this 2138-nucleotide messenger RNA. RefSeq names its product transcriptional adaptor 1 (gene tada1). NCBI's taxonomy places the organism in Eukaryota, Metazoa, Chordata, Actinopteri, Perciformes, Cyclopteridae. The coding region runs from base 49 to 1050 and encodes 333 amino acids. Gene Ontology annotation, cellular component: SAGA complex. The transcript has 8 exons. Gene Ontology annotation, molecular function: transcription coactivator activity. Gene Ontology annotation, biological process: regulation of transcription by RNA polymerase II. The record is from RefSeq and is a predicted model, not a curated record.